Molecule: messenger RNA, 6967 nt
Organism: Cladophialophora immunda
Lineage: Eukaryota; Fungi; Ascomycota; Eurotiomycetes; Chaetothyriales; Herpotrichiellaceae
Exons: 3
Coding region: 684-6314 (1876 amino acids)
Biological process (GO): protein polyubiquitination; proteasome-mediated ubiquitin-dependent protein catabolic process
Cellular component (GO): nuclear speck
Molecular function (GO): ubiquitin protein ligase activity
Source: RefSeq, a predicted model, not a curated record
UGGCCUGGGUGGCCCGCCAUCCAGUGGCUGAAUAGGGCAUGGCGUUCCGCCCUUACGCCAACGGGCUACGGGCCUGCGGUUGGUUUGCAUUGCCGACCGACGUCGUGUCGGUCGUUCUUGGGAUCCAAGCAUUCGUCCGUCAAGGCUUCUUGACCAACUCAGACUCUGUCUCUACUAUUACACAAGACAAUCUCAGAUUCAUAUUUCGUUUCGCCCACCUUGUUGUACGCUCUUUCCCCCAUCUGACUACAGUUAGCAUCUCCCCGUCGCUGCAGAUGGCGGGUUAACAUGGCAAAUCUGCCCGCACGCCCUUCAAAUUCACACCUCAUACACGGACGUGCUGAAGGCCUGCCUCCAUCUGAUCACCAACCUGCAACUGCAGCAUCCGCUGCAACCACCACCACCCCUGCGACUUCCUUACAUCCAAUUUCUUCGAACAGCACCCGCAGAUCCAGGUACUGCUCACUUGCCUCUAUUUUCACUGCCUUGCAAUUCACCUGUGUCGGGUGCUUGGCUAAGAAGAAUCCCUGUCUCUUCUCCGCCUCGCUCCUCACCUGGGUUCAACAAGAGCCACGGCCACCUUAAACCCACGCAUAAUUUACUGCCGCACAUCUACACUGUCCUUCUCGCUUGACCUUUGUUCAGACUACGUCUUUGACAUAUUUUGACGAGAUCCAUUGCUCAUGUCUCGCAGAGUCACUCGUUCAUCUGCGAGGCUCGCUGCAGAGUCUGGCGCCUCCACUACCUCGCCUGCCGCUCCCUCCAACCCGUCGACGGCCAUCUCCACGCCAAACCCCCCCACUGCCUCGUCGAGAAAACGAAAGGCCCCAGCCCGUCGAGCAUCUAGCCCUACCGAUCAUUCUGAAGAGACAAGCCCUCCGUCGACCCGUCGCGGAAAGAGGCAAAAGUUGACCGAGCAGGUCCAGCCUCAGCCGGCAACCGCACAGCCUGUCUCUCGAUCAACUCGGAGAAGAGCAGCGCAGAACGAGGUGGCGAUGUCUAAUAAUGGUAACCCUUCAAAAUACACUGAAGAGUCCGAGAAACCGUUACCCUCAAAAUCGAGUUCACGCCGCCAAUCCAGCAGAAACAACAAGACUCAAGACCUGUCUCCAUCCGCCCCGUCCUCGCAGCCGCGCAGACAGAGAAAGCGCUUGACCAAGAAAGACCAAGAUGUUCAGAUGAAAGACGAGGAAGAAGACGAGAAACUUUCGAGUCAAGAGAAAGACACUUCCCCCCUCGCUCACCACUCCCACAGCGACAGUAACGACGGAGACGAUCAUACCGAUAUGGAUGAUGACGAUGGUCCCGAUCCCUUUUCCGCAGCCCUUUUCGGUGCCGGCCGUGGCCCUUCCUCGGGGUUAUCGAGUACUCUGAGAGCCUUGAGUGGAAUGAUGAGUGGCAUGUCAUCAAGAUUGAGAGAUAUCCUGAACAAUCUACGACAGACAGACAACCCUACUAUGCAGAUGGUGGCCCUAGAGGAGUUGUCGAAUCUGCUGCUGGUCUCAAAUGAAGACAAUCUUUCGGGCCAAUUUUCGCCAGAUCCCUACGUCAAAGAACUUGUGGCCUUGAUGCAACCAAAUCCCAUCACGGGUGAAGAGAAUCCCGAGAUGAUGCUGUUGGCUUGCCGUUGUAUUGCCAAUCUGAUGGAGGCUUUACGAGGCUCGGUGGCCAACGUGGUGUAUGGAGGUGCUGUGCCGGUCCUUUGUCAAAAGUUGCUUGAUAUUCAGUACAUCGACGUCGCCGAGCAGGCCUUGAGCACGUUAUCUAAAGUCUCGAUCGACUUUCCUGGAUCGAUCGUCCGCGAAGGCGGUUUGACCGCUUGUCUUCAAUUCCUUGACUUUUUUGCUACCGGCACACAGCGAACUGCUGUUACCACUGCAGCCAAUUGCUGUCGUAACAUACCUCACGAUUCAUUCCCGGUCAUCCGGGAUGUUAUGCCGAUCCUUCUCAAUGUCUUGUCCAGCCACGAUCAGAAGGUGGUCGAGCAGGGCUGCUUGUGCGUCACUCGGGUCAUCGAUAGUUUCAAGCACAGUCCAGACAAGCUCGAGCAACUGGUUGAUCCGCCGUUACUUCGAGCAAUCCUGGGACUCCUUCUACCAGGUACUACGAACCUCAUUGGAGCAAAUAUUCAUACCGAGUUCCUCCGCGUGCUCGCGAUAGUGGCGCGAGCAAGCCCCCGACUUUCCGCAGAGUUGUUGAAGAUGAAUGUCGUCGACACUCUGUACCAGAUCCUCACGGGCGUGUCGCCUCCCACUGAGACCGAGGACGCUGCUUCCAAAAUUGACAGUGUUGUCAUCAUGCAAGCCUUGAUCCAUAGACCGAGGGAACAGAUUUAUGAAACCCUGAACGUCAUAUGCGAACUCCUCCCAAGCCCAAACCUCUCCGAUGAGUCGGACUUUGAAGUCUACGAAGAUAUGGAUGACUACAUGUCCGAUGAGGGUAACCAGCAACCAGCGCAGCAAUCAAAGACGGAGAAGAGACUGGAGCUGCUGCAAGACUGCAAACAAGAGACACGCCGUUUUGCGACCAUCCUUCUCCCAACAUUGACCGACGCUUACUCAAGUACUGUCAACCUGAGUGUCCGGCAGAAAGUACUUAUCGCCCAGCUCAAGAUCCUCUCCAAUCUCGAAACCUCUGUCAUCGAGGAAGCUCUACGCCCAGUACCAUAUGCAUCGUUCCUUGCGUCGAUAUUGUCUCAAGAGGACCACCCAAGCUUGGUCAUGUUUGCUCUCCAAGCGUCAGAACUACUUUUUGAAAGGCUUGAAGACAUCUACCAAUACCAGUUCCACCGCGAGGGUGUAAUCGGCGAGAUCAAGAAAUUGGCGGACAGGCCCCUCGAAAUCGACGCAAAGUCUUCGAAAAGCAACGAUCCGAACGGUCACAAUAGUGCCGCGGGUGAUAAUAGGACCCAACCAGUGGGCGAUGAGAAGCAGCGCCACGGACGCGACGGCGACAACGAUGACGAAGAUGGCGACGGAGAAGUCGACGAAGAGGAUGGCGAGGAGAAUGAUGACGAUGAUGCAGAAGACGAAGACAAUGAGGAGAUGAGAGAGGACGACGAUGAAGACGAGGACGAUGACAUUGGAGUUCGACAUCACCACGACCACGAUCUGGAUGAUUCUCAGAGUUCAGACUCUUCCGAUGAGGAUGACGAGAUGCCGUCUCCGCUGGCCAUUGCUGGAGUCGCCGAUCUGGUAGUUAUACGGGCGAAGAAAUUCUUGGAAAAAUAUGACACGCCAAAGGGUAAAGAGUUGAAAGAAAGGGCCUCCAAGAUCCGUACCGACCUCCAUGAGCUGGCGAACGACAUCGAAAAUUUUUACAGCCAACCGAACCAGAUGGAAACCGACAAUAACCUCUUCACCCGCCUGGCAAGUUAUUUCGACGGCGAUGCCUUGGAAAGCAUAACAAGUUCUGAGUUGUUGGACUCUGGGAUUAUUCGCGUGCUAGUACAGGUCCUGUCUGAAGUCCCUCCAGCGUCCAGCACUGCUAGGGAACACCUCGUUGCAGCUUUCAUGCAAACGACCUAUAAAGGCAACAUUAAAACAACCUCGGCGACAUCUGCGGCGACGCCUUUCAGUGUCCUCGUUCAAAAGUUGCAGGAUCUAUUGAGCCGUGCGGAACACUUCGAAGUCCUCACUGUCAACAACAACGCCUCCGAGAGCAAUCGGAGCAGCUCCACUUCAAUGCUGUCGCGUCAGCUACGUCUGAAACUGGCAGCAGAUGCUGACAGCGAUAUUCCUCCAACAUAUCGUGACAUGGUCGUCUCCAUUCACGCGAUUGCUACUUUCAAGGCACUUGAUGAUUACCUCCGACCUCGAAUCAGCCAAUCCGAGCGUCCAGCGUCGGCCCAGCGCCGCCGUGACAUGCUUCAACAGCUGGCAAAUGCUCGCCUCGCCCAUCUUUCUGGUGCUGCCGAGUCAGGAUUGCUCUCUCCAUUCGGGCAGGAACUUAGUUCACCGGCCCCUACUGGGAAGGUAAACUCUCGUCCCGAAUCUCGUGUCUCUUCUCGAACAAAACAAAGAUCUGAGGAGCGCCAGAAUGCCGUCGACAACAAGCCAGCCGAAAAGCCCGAGCGAAAGCGGCUCACUCGUCGCACCCAGGCUUCUUCGUCAAAUCAGCUCCCGGCGCCCGAGCCCAGCUCCGAGGACACAUCUAACAAGUUAGAGUGUGCGGAUGAAAAAGUUCUGGAAGAUGUCGAAGCUCCUGAUGCCGAGGGGGAAAGCGCACUCGAGGCCUUUGUGGAUGGCCUUGAGGAGGAUGGUUCGGAUGCAGAAGCGCCUGAGCCGGGAGCUGUCAAUAUGGAAAUUGGCUCUAGUGGCAAGGUGACGGCUCGAAAAGAAGAUGGUACGAGAGUCCUUACGCCUCAGCCAGGGACACCUGUCCCUGGAAGCACUCGCCCACCAUCUUCAGGGCAAUCUCCCGGGCCCUCUCCAGCAGGGCCGGGAGGUCGCCCCUCAUAUGCUCAAGCCCUUGCAUCGAUUCCUCAAGACUGGCACAUUGAGUUCAGUAUCGAUGGGAAGAUUAUCCCGAACAAUACGACCAUCUAUCGAGCAGUUCACCACAACCGUGAUCAGCCACAGGUUCCGGCAUCCCGGAGCGUCUGGUCCGGUGUCCACACAGUGAAAUUCAGAAAGGUCCGCGGCCCUCCUCCUACACCGUCCAAUAUCUCUACUUGGGACGAGAGCGAAAACCGUGAGUCCAAAAAUGGUUUACCAGCUUCGUUCAGUGGCCAUCCUGUCACGUCCUCUAUCCUCGCUUUGCUCAGAAUCCUCCACGAGCUCAACGCAAAUCUUGACGAGCUACAAGAUUUCAUUGGACAACCGGAAUCGAAGCUCUAUCCAGAGUCUCUUGCAUCCUUUAUCAACACGAAAUUGACGGCCAAGAUGAAUCGCCAGUUGGAGGAACCCCUGAUUGUGGCUAGUAACUGCUUACCUGAUUGGAGCGAAGACCUUGCUCGGUCAUUUCCAUUCCUAUUCCCCUUCGAGACCAGACACCUUUUCUUGCAGUCGACCUCGUUCGGAUACUCACGUUCUAUGAUUCGAUGGCAGAAUAGUCAAUCCGAGAACGACGACCGCCGCGACCGUCGCAGAGAUGACAGACCCAUGCUAGGCCGACCUCAGCGUCAGAAGGUGCGCAUCUCUCGGCAUCGUAUCCUGGAGUCAGCCAUGAAGGUUAUGGACAUGUAUGGCGCCUCCCCCAGUGUCUUGGAAGUGGAGUACUUUGAAGAAGUUGGAACAGGUCUAGGCCCGACUCUCGAAUUCUACUCGACUGUAUCGAAGGAGUUUUGCAAGAAGAAGCUGAAAAUGUGGCGAGAGAAUGAUUCGGGCGAGAACGACCAGUUUGCCUUCGGCAAGAAUGGCCUUUUCCCGACCCCUAUGAGUCCGGAGGAGAGUCGAGGCGAAGCGGGCAAAAAGCUCUUGCUUUUGUUCAAGACGCUCGGAAAAUUCGUGGCUCGUUCAAUGCUCGAUUCACGAAUCAUCGACAUCGCAUUCAGUCCAACCUUUUUCAAGAUGGGCGGGGCUAGCAAUGCGGCUCCCUCGAUUGGCUUGCUGCGAACGAUCGACCAGGACCUUGCAAAUUCUCUGUCUCAACUUCAACAAUUCCUCAAAGCCAAGGCCCGAAUUGAAGUGGAUUCAUCUAUGACCGAAGAUGAGAAGGCACAGACGAUCGAGGACCUCACCAUCCGUGGAGCCAAAGUUGAGGAUCUCAUGCUCGACUUCACCCUGCCUGGCUAUCCCAGUAUUGAGCUCGUUCCAAAUGGCUCGAACGUUAGUGUGACCAUGGAAAACAUCCAGCAUUAUGUGGAACGAGUGCUCGAUCUCAGCCUUGGAAGCGGCGUCCGCGCCCAGAUCGAGGCGUUCCAGACUGGAUUCUCUCAAGUCUUUUCGUACUCGUCUCUGAGCGCAUUCACCCCGGAUGAGCUGGUCAUGCUCUUUGGCCGUACCGAGGAAGACUGGAGCAUCGAGACACUGAUGGAUUCGGUCAAAGCCGAUCACGGGUACAAUAUGGACAGCAAGAGCGUCAAGAAUUUGUUGCAGACCAUGUCGGAACUGACCCCGGCCCAACGCCGUGACUUCUUGCAGUUUGUUACCGGUAGCCCGAAGCUUCCCAUCGGAGGAUUCAAGAGUCUUACGCCGAUGUUCACGGUGGUUUGCAAACCUAGCGAGCCACCCUACACAUCCGACGACUACUUGCCCAGUGUUAUGACUUGUGUCAAUUACCUCAAGCUUCCGGACUACACCUCGCAGAAGGUGCUAAAGGAGAGGUUGUUUGUGGCUAUUCGAGAGGGCCAGGGCGCGUUCCAUUUGUCUUGAAGAUUGGCUACAAUUUGCACUGGAACUCCGGGACGGUCGGAAAGAGGACGAAUCCCCAAAUUAUGGGCGUGUGGAUGGAAGUGGAUUUCAGUGUGCAUCACUCUUCAACGGUAAUAAGCUUUUUCUCGAGCUUGGAAAACAAACAAGAUGGGUUGCAAGUAAUGGUUGAUUGCGGGGGCUGGAAGCAUCCUCAUAUAACGACAGAAAGGGACAAGACGGCCUUCGAGCUGGCACAAUCGGACUUGGGUGCGAAUCAGGUCAAAUCCGGAAUGGUCAUGGGAGUCUUGCAAUUCAGCCAGUUUGUAUGGCCGUGGGAUGCGUUGACCAGGAUCAGGAUUCCAUUUGUGUGCUGGCGGUACAACUGGCAGCAAGGUCAUGGAUCAUGGAUCGUGGCGAUCAAUGGCCAGGUUAUUGAUGGGCGACCUGCAGCCAGGCUACCCUGCCUGCGAUGCAAGAUGCAAAAAAAGGAGAAACAGGAAAGACUGGGAUAUGUGAGGCAAACGAGUGGCAUGGGGAGGCAAGGAAGCAGAGAAGAAAGAGAAAACAACCGAAACCACAUAGCUUAGUUUUCAAUGACAAUGAAACCCUCAUGAUGUUAGAUAGAGGGAAUAAGGCGGCCCUGCCGGAAUUACAUAUUGGAUGACCACGGUGAC